Molecule: messenger RNA, 1904 nt
Organism: Glycine soja
Lineage: Eukaryota; Viridiplantae; Streptophyta; Magnoliopsida; Fabales; Fabaceae
Product: aldehyde dehydrogenase family 2 member B4, mitochondrial-like
Exons: 11
Coding region: 102-1730 (542 amino acids)
Molecular function (GO): aldehyde dehydrogenase (NAD+) activity
Source: RefSeq, a predicted model, not a curated record
AAGGUACAACCAUUUUUUAUUUUGAAAAGACUCUUUUAUCAUUCAUAAGAAUAAGAACAAGGAGGAGAAGAAAAAGAAGCAGGGAAAAAUAUUUGACUUUGAUGAUGGCAGCUCGCAGUCUUUGCAGGCUACUCUCUCGCUCUCUCUCUUCUUCCAAUUCUUCUGGAGCUGCUUCUCUGCUUCACUCACUAGGAAGAAACCCUGGAGGGUGGAGAAACAUUAACAGAUUUAGCACGGCUGCAGCAGUUGAGGAACUAAUCACUCCACAAGUUUCAAUACGUUACACACAGAACCUGAUAAAUGGGCAAUUUGUGGAUGCUGCAUCAGGGAAAACAUUUCCAACAUAUGAUCCGCGCUCAGGAGAAGUGAUUGCUAAAGUUGCUGAAGGGGAUGUUGAAGAUAUCAACCGUGCAGUAUCAGCAGCUCGCAAGGCCUUUGAUGAGGGACCUUGGCCUAAAAUGACUGCAUAUGAAAGAAGUCGUAUAUUGCUGCGCUUUGCUGAUUUGGUUGAGAAACACAGCGAUGAGCUUGCUGCUCUCGAGACAUGGAAUAACGGAAAGACUUAUGAACAGGCUGCCAAGACUGAAUUACCAAUGUUCGUGCGUUUAUUUCACUAUUAUGCUGGUUGGGCAGACAAAAUUCAUGGGUUGACAGUGCCAGCUGAUGGAGAUUAUCAUGUGCAGACAUUGCAUGAACCAAUUGGUGUAGCAGGACAAAUUAUACCUUGGAACUUUCCUCUAGUUAUGUUUGCUUGGAAAGUUGGACCAGCUCUAGCAUGUGGUAAUACCAUUGUUCUGAAGACUGCUGAGCAAACUCCACUGACAGCUCUCUUUGUAGCAAAACUAUUUCAUGAGGCUGGUCUUCCUGAUGGUGUUCUGAAUGUAGUUUCUGGGUACGGUCCAACUGCUGGCGCAGCUCUUGCAAGUCAUAUGGAUGUGGACAAGCUAGCAUUUACUGGCUCAACAGAUACCGGAAAAGUUGUACUCGAACUGGCUGCAAGAAGCAAUCUUAAGCCAGUGACAUUGGAGCUUGGAGGGAAAUCGCCUUUCAUAAUAUGUGAGGAUGCUGAUGUUGACAAGGCUGUUGAACUUGCACACUUUGCUCUGUUCUUUAAUCAGGGGCAAUGUUGCUGUGCCGGCUCACGUACCUUUGUACAUGAGCGUGUCUAUGAUGAGUUCUUGGAGAAAUCAAAGAAACGGGCUUUGAGACGUGUUGUUGGUGAUCCAUUCAAGAAAGGUGUUGAACAAGGUCCUCAGAUUGACGUGGAACAAUUUGAGAAAGUCCUUAGGUACAUAAGGUCUGGAAUUGAAAGCCAUGCCACCCUUGAAUGUGGGGGUGAUAGAUUGGGCUCAAAAGGCUUCUUUGUCCAGCCAACUGUCUUCUCAAAUGUUCAGGAUGACAUGUUGAUAGCACAAGACGAAAUCUUUGGCCCAGUUCAGUCCAUCUUGAAAUUCAAGGACAUUGAUGAAGUAAUACGACGGGCAAAUAAAACACGCUAUGGUCUAGCAGCAGGUGUGUUUACUAAGAACGUGAGCACAGCCAACACAUUGAUGCGGGCACUGAGAGCUGGAACUGUGUGGAUUAAUUGCUUUGAUGUUUUUGAUGCUGCAAUUCCUUUUGGUGGAUACAAGAUGAGUGGUAUUGGCAGGGAGAAAGGAAUCUACAGUCUUCACAACUACCUGCAGGUGAAAGCUGUUGUCUCACCAGUGAAGAAUCCUGCGUGGCUAUAAAAUGUCCACACUUGUGUCCCUUGUGUCUUCAACAAUAAAAAUCGAUUGCACACAAGAGCUGAAUUUUAAUCAUGAAUUAAUCACCUCGAAUUUGAUGUGAUCUUAGCUAACAAACGUGCUUCGUAUAUUUAUUUAUCCAAAAUAAAAAGUUCCAUGCAUCUACUACUAGUUUAC